Molecule: messenger RNA, 2171 nt
Organism: Glycine soja
Lineage: Eukaryota; Viridiplantae; Streptophyta; Magnoliopsida; Fabales; Fabaceae
Exons: 2
Coding region: 239-1936 (565 amino acids)
Biological process (GO): sesquiterpene biosynthetic process
Molecular function (GO): cyclase activity
Source: RefSeq, a predicted model, not a curated record
UGCUUUUUUUGUUUAACUUUUUCCUUUGUAUCAGUGCUUAGACUUUUGAUUCCAUACGAUUUCUUGUUUCUGAAUAUUAUCAAUCAAACACACAUAACUAUCUGUGAGGAAAUAAAUCACUUGCAUUCACACUUCCGCGUCGUGACUCAGCUAAUUAAUUGUAUUUGUUCUGUACCUAUACCAUUGAUGAUACUACGGUUCUGAUUUGAUCGACAAAGCUCAGAUUUUUUUUAUCAGAAUGGUUUCGGUUGAUAAUGGGAUUGGGAAUUCCAAAGAUGAAAUUGAGGAAUCUAAUGGGAAUAAAGUGAAUGAGUUUACAUCUAUAGAUAUUUCAACUACUCAUAAAACAUUUGUGAACAGUGAAGAUCCUCAGAGAAGGCUUCAGGGCACGUUAGGUUCUUCUGUUCCUAAUAGGAUAAACUUUCUUAAAUUUGAUUCUGCAUCUGCCAAAUUCAGAAGGCUUGCUACUGAGAGAGACCAGGUUUCACUAUCUGUGCCUUCUCCUCGUCCAAAGAGCUUAAGAUCACGUUUCAGUGGCAUGUUUGCUCAGAAACUUGACUGGGGUUCAGUCAAGAAAAUGUUCAUUGAAUGGAUUAGAAGUCCAAUGAACAUGGCCCUUUUUGUGUGGAUUGUUUGUGUCGCGGUUUCGGGAGCAAUUCUGUUCCUUGUCAUGACAGGUAUGUUGAAUGGUCUACUACCUAGAAAGUCUCAGAGAAAUACAUGGUUUGAAAUAAACAACCAAAUACUCAAUGCAUUGUUUACACUCAUGUGUUUGUACCAACACCCUAAGAGAUUCUACCACCUUGUUCUUCUGAUCAGAUGGAGACCAACUGACAUCUCUAGCCUUAGAAAGGUAUAUUGCAAGAAUGGCACUUACAAGCCUCACGAGUGGACACAUAUGAUGGUAGUUGUGAUUCUCCUUCAUGUUAACUGUUUUGCUCAAUAUGCACUUUGUGGUCUAAACUUAGGGUAUAAAAGGUCUGAGAGGCCUGCCAUUGGUGUUGGAAUAUGUAUAUCUUUUGCAAUUGCUGCUCCUGCAAUUGCUGGUUUGUACACCAUUCUUAGCCCACUUGGGAAGGACUAUGAUUGUGAGAUGGAUGAAGAAGCACAGGUUCAAGUUACGGCUUCUCAAGGGCAAGAGCAGCUGAGAGAGAAACCAUUUGAGAAGAAUUAUUCAUUUGCAUCCAAAGAUGAUCAACAAAGGUUUGUUGAAAAUAGACCUAAGUGGAGUGGAGGAAUACUUGACAUUUGGAACGAUAUUUCCUUGGCAUAUCUCUCACUUUUCUGCACUUUUUGUGUGUUUGGGUGGAAUAUGGAGAGACUUGGCUUUGGAAACAUGUAUGUUCAUAUUGCCACUUUUAUGCUGUUUUGUAUGGCACCCUUCUGGAUUUUUUUUUUGGCUUCUGUUAACAUAGAUGAUGACAAUGUUAGGCAGGCUCUAGCAGCUGUUGGAAUCAUUCUUUGUUUUCUUGGUUUACUGUAUGGUGGAUUUUGGAGGAUCCAAAUGAGAAAGAGGUUCAAUUUACCUGCCUAUGACUUCUGUUUUGGCAAACAUUCAGUUUCUGAUUGCAUACUUUGGCUAUGCUGUUGCUGGUGCACUCUUGCUCAAGAAGCAAGGACGGGGAAUAACUAUGAUCUUGUAGAAGAUAAAUUCUCAAGGAAAGAAACUGAUACUAGAGAUGAAAAACCAUCAAUUUCACCUUUGGCUCGUGAAGAUGUAGUAUCAACCAAAUCUGGCACAAGUUCUCCUCUUGGUAGUACUAGCAACUCUUCCCCUUAUGUGAUGAAAACAUCUAGUCCUCCAAAUUCAAGCAAUGUCUUAAAGGGAUAUUACACUUCAGAUAGGAUGCUAUCUAAUUUGAACCAAGAGAAUUGUGAAAGAGGUAAAGAUGGAACAAUGAACCCGCCGGCUCCUUCAUUGAUACAAAGAGAAUGAUUGUUGAGUUUUACAAUUUUAAUGUGUGUUCCAUCUAUACUGAGACUAAGUGAGUAUUAAUGGUUGUGAAUUGGCAACCAGGUUAAUUUGUUCUCCAUCUUGCCUUUAGCAAAUAAUUUGUUGGUUAAUAUAGUUUCCAUGCUGAUCUUAUGACAUUGGCAGAUAGGCAUCAGUGAAUGAUUAUACAAUAUAUGGAUUUUCCUUCUUGUUCAAUCCAAAGAUACAACUUGCUCCA